This is a messenger RNA of Porites lobata, 1044 nucleotides long. Lineage: Eukaryota; Metazoa; Cnidaria; Anthozoa; Scleractinia; Poritidae. The record is from the annotation of a GenBank genome assembly.
AUGCUAGCAAUUUGUUACAUCAUGUCAAGGAAAUUGAGAAAAAGACAGGCAAAAAAGAUGGCACUGAGUCUAAUUCUACCACAGAAAACUUUGGAGGAGAAUAAAGAAAGGAUUUCAGUUGAACAUAAUUAUUGCACACCUCUGACUCCCAUUGAACCUGUUGAAACAGAAGGAAACAUUUGUACAGUGUCAACUGAACUGUUAUCACCAGUGAAGUGCCAUCCAGUGAGUUUGGAAGAAAUAAAGGAAAGAUGCAUAAAACUUAAGAAAAGGCUUUUUGUCGAUGAAAAGGAUGUUGAUCGAAUUGAAAAAGAGACAGUGGGUCAAUCAGCAAAUGAAAACUGGAAUCUGCAUCGAAAAAUAAGAAUAACUGCGUCAAAAUGCCAUCGAAUUGCCACUUUGCAAGCAACUACCUCCCCAACAAAGGCCAUUGAAGAGGUCUUACAUUACAAGCAGAUACCUCAAACAAGGGCAAUGAAAGAGGGUUUGUCAAGGGAAGGUGCUGUUAUUGCUGAAUACAUCAAAUCAAAGAAACUGGACAAUCAAAAUGUAAUAGUGCAACCAUGUGGACUUUUCAUCAGCAAAUCUCAUAAUUACCUCGCCGCAUCUCCAGAUGGCUUAGUAUACAAUGCUGACUCCACUGAGCUAAAUUCAAGUGGACUUGUUGAAAUAAAAAUUGUCUUCCUAAAGGAGAAUGAGACUUUGUACCAAGCACUUGUCAGAAAAAGAAUCUUUCUUCCUGGUUCAACGGAUGGACACCUGGUCAUCAACCAAAAACACAAGUAUCACUAUCAAGUGCAGCAACAGAUGUUUGUUGCACAGAAAUCAUGGGUUGAUCUGGUGGUAAAGGGAGUUAAAGAUCUUCCAGACAGAUCAAUUGUAGACACUGAUGGUGUUUUCAUUUCAACAGUCAACUUUAAUCGUGAAUUCUGGACCUCAGUACUUCCAAAACUUGAGGCAUUUUAUAAUGAGCACAUUCUUGUAGAACUUGCUUAUCCGCGUGUUAAAUUUGGUCUUUCAAGAUUAGACUUGAGAGGCUGUUGA